UGAGUUUGAAAUAAAGUUUAAAGUGGUGUAUUUGAAGAGAAGCGCGCGCAGGAAGCUGAUCGUAUUCGCUGCUCAGCUGUAUUUCUGUUGGCUUAGUGCAGACCCUGCCCUGAUUGCCUUAUAUCCAUGUCUAUUGACGUGUAGAGAGCAGAUGGAGGCAGAGGGACUGAUCUGAUCUUUAGUCCUCAGAGGUCAUUCUCGCUACAGUUACAGCCACUUGUUGCCAAAUCGCUCAGAGACCGCGAGCGCGUCGCGAAACCGUUUCCAUAAAGAGCUAUUUCUUUGCUUUCACGACACACAUCUAGAUGCUGAGACGGGAAUACAAGCACUUCUGACUUUGUUUGGGGAAAAAGGUCACUGUUAAGCAAAUUCGUCGCAUUUGACGGGAGAAGCAUGGUUGACAACCCAAGCAUAGCAACUAAAUCUGCACUGCAAGCCGCUUUCUCGUCGGCGAACACUCUUCCUCUGCUGGUCAGCUCCUCCGGCCCUCACAGUCACUCGAGCGGCGGCAGCGGGUUGAAGCUGGAGGCGGUCAUGGAGAACUUGCAGCGACAGCAGGCGGCUCGACUCGCCCUGGAGGAGAAACUCCGCCAAGCCGAAAAGGAGAAAGAAAUCAGAUCUAUGGUGGAGUCGCAGAUUCACCAGCAAGCUAUCGCUUUCCGCCACUAUCAAGCAGCGGUGAGGGGAGCGUUCGCAUCGGGAGCCCCGAACUCGAGCCCCGGCCACCCACAUGAGCGCACAGCCGACUCCGACAUCGACAAUGAGGAUGACGACCCAGACCUGGACCGCGGCAUGGACGAUGAAGAUCGCGACUUGGAGGAAGAUGACAGUAUGAACGAGGCUGGAGGGGAUGAAGAUUUGGAAGGACCCCUAGCUCAUUACCCACCGCGCCUUGCUGUUUAUCCCGGUGCCAGGCAGUCUCCAAAAAGUACCCCGAUACAUCUGUCCAGAGUCCAGCCAACCUAUCCAGCUCCAAGGCAGGCUGAAUCACCGAGUGGUUUGGCACCACAAGCACAAUCGCAGCACCACGAAUGGACUUAUGAGGAGCAGUUCAAACAGUCAGGCCAAGGCAGCGGGCCAGGGAGGAAGCUGAAAGAUUCGAGUGUUGCUUUCGGUGGCGGUGGCUCUUCGUCUCUGAUUCAGGAGCUGUACGAACUGGACGAUGAUGAGAAAAGGAAGGAGUUUCUUGAUGAUCUCUUCAGUUUCAUGCAAAAAAGAGGGACUCCAGUGAAUCGGAUUCCUAUCAUGGCCAAGCAGGUGUUGGAUCUCUACUCUCUCUACAAGCUUGUCACUGAAAAAGGCGGCUUAGUGGAAGUCAUCAAUAAGAAAAUAUGGCGCGAGAUUACCAAAGGUCUGAACCUCCCUACCUCCAUCACCAGUGCGGCUUUCACCCUCCGAACACAGUAUAUGAAGUACCUCUAUCCAUAUGAAUGUGAAAAGCGGGGACUGAGCUCUCCCGGUGAGCUUCAGGCAGCUAUCGACAGCAACCGUCGUGAAGGGCGGAGACAGAGUUAUGGCUCCACCCUCUUCAGCUACUCCCCCAUGGGAACCCCCACACUGCUGGCUUCCCCCAAACUCCAGAUGCCCCACAUUAGCAUGCCCACUCCUAACGGUGGGCACAUGACUCAGACCACUGUUAUCAAGAAAGAGGACUCCAUGCUGUCCAGCUGCCUGACUAACAGGGUUGGCAUCCCUGUGUCUUUGGCCAGCCACCACAGUGCAGCUCAGGCGGCUGCGGCUCAGGCUGCAGCUGCAGCAGCUGUGCAGGCGGCCGCAUUGGAGCAGCUCCGGGAGAAGCUGGAGUCUGGAGAGCCACCGGAGAAGAAAGUGAUGUUGAUGGCAGAGGAGCAGCAGAGAAUAAUGCAACAUGCAUUACAGCAGAAUCUCUUCGCCAUGGCAACCCAGCUACCCAUGAACAUCAAACUGAACAAUAGAGUGAAGUCCAUGACGAUAUGUCAGAGAUCGUGUCUGCUGCAUUCAAAUGAGAUGACUGCUCUCUCUCAUCCAGCUGUAAAUGCUAAUGUAAUUAGGUGCUCCUGA
This is a messenger RNA of Sinocyclocheilus rhinocerous, 2040 nucleotides long. Its product is annotated as AT-rich interactive domain-containing protein 3A-like. The coding region runs from base 394 to 2040 and encodes 548 amino acids. Gene Ontology annotation, molecular function: DNA binding. Gene Ontology annotation, cellular component: nucleus. Lineage: Eukaryota; Metazoa; Chordata; Actinopteri; Cypriniformes; Cyprinidae. The record is from RefSeq and is a predicted model, not a curated record. Gene Ontology annotation, biological process: regulation of transcription by RNA polymerase II. The transcript has 8 exons.